Momordica charantia (bitter melon) is the source of this 1291-nucleotide messenger RNA. RefSeq names its product plant UBX domain-containing protein 1 (gene PUX1). The record is from RefSeq and is a predicted model, not a curated record. Gene Ontology annotation, molecular function: ATPase binding. NCBI's taxonomy places the organism in Eukaryota, Viridiplantae, Streptophyta, Magnoliopsida, Cucurbitales, Cucurbitaceae. Gene Ontology annotation, biological process: protein-containing complex disassembly.
UUCUUAAAUAAAUGGUAAAGCCACCCAGUUCGGAUCCCAUGAAUCGCGUAGGCGGGAGCUCGCCCGGCCCAGCUCAGAGGCCGAUCGUGUGAGAAAGCUUGCCGAAGCGAGGAAUUCUGAUUCCCUGAGUGCCCGCAUCAGCCGAGUGUGUUCCCAAGCAAGAAAAGGAAGCGAAACCAGAAGAAAAAAGGAACUAUUUAUAUGAGACUCGCGUUUCUUCUUUGUUUCCAACUUCGCUCUCUUUGCUGAUGGUUAUUGAUGAUUUUUACUCUGUAGCACUGAAGAGAAGGAGGUUCACCUACAACAUCAACUCCAUGGCUGACGAAUCAGCAAAGGCCAAGUUCCUGGGUGUGAGAGAAAAAUUUGGACGAGAGAUCCGCGUCUUUGAAACAUCACCACCGUCUUCUUCAGCUGAUGAAAAACCCAACACUGGAGAAGAGGCAGAUGAUUUUUAUGAAUUUACAGCGGAAGACUACUAUCGAGUAUUAGCGACCAGAAAGGAUGAGAAAUUUUUAAAAACAAGGAAGAUCAGGGAGGCAGAAGAGGCAGCUCGCAGGUCAAGGAUAACAAAGGUUGGUGUACGGGUUCGCUUUCCUGAUAACCACACAUUAGAGGCGACAUUUCAUCCAUCCGAAACAAUGGAGACCUUAGUUGAUCUUCUUACCAAAGUAGUUGCUCAACCAGAACUACCAUUUUAUAUUUAUACUACGCCUCCAAAGAAACAGAUAAAAGACUUGACACAGGAUUUCUAUUCUGCUGGCUUUGUUCCUGGCGCAAUUGUCUACUUUUCAUACGAUCUACCUGAAGGUUUGAAAUGCGAUGCAAUUGGUUCAGUCUCUUACCUUAAUGAAGAGGUCAUGUCUUUGAACGGUCUGGAAAUUGUGAGCGAAGAGGAGUCUGUAUCUGCUGUUGCAGAACCCGAAACAGAAGCUCCUCCCCCUGCCCCUACUCCUGUUGUCAAGGAAACCAAGCCUACUGGUAAGAAAGCUGUCAAACCCAAGUGGCUGAAAAUGUAAAAGACUGCUGCUGCAUGGCAAAAACUGCUCAUAUUUUGGUGAACUACUGCACAGGAGCUUCGAAGCAUUGGUAGAGAGCCAGUUCUUGCCCAGAGUUGAGAUGAGAGUGAGAGUGAGCAGAGAAAUCAUCCAGAAUUUGUAUUUGGUUGAAGGAGUUGUAAGGUGUUGAGGUUGAAGAAUCUGGCUCUUUUUCUCUGUCUGUUUGAUUAAACUUGUUAAUAUCCUGUUAUUCUAUCUUCAAUGAUGAUAAUGGAUUUUCUUUGACGUUCUCUCUU